Molecule: messenger RNA, 804 nt
Organism: Nicotiana tabacum (common tobacco)
Lineage: Eukaryota; Viridiplantae; Streptophyta; Magnoliopsida; Solanales; Solanaceae
Source: RefSeq, a predicted model, not a curated record
CCUAACCCAUUAACUCUUUCUUGUUUUAGUUCUUGUGAUUUUGUGCAGCCACGUGAUGAAAUACCUUUUGAAAGGAGUGGUGAGGCGCAAAAGAUGGUGGCAAAAGAUCCAAUUGGAUUCCAACAUAAAUUCGGCAAUAUCAAUUCUUGUUGGAUGGUGGAAGACAAAAGCUUGAUUAAAUUCUUUGUUAUUAAACCUUUUGACUAUUUCGAUUCUUAUUUACAGGGUUAUGACAUGGAGUUGCCUAAAAGCAUUGCUAAGGUGGAGCCAUUGCAUAAAAGAAUACAAGGUGAUGAUGUUCCAUUGGUAAAUAAGUCCAAGUAUGAUGAUGAUAUUUUGAUGCACAUCAAGUCAUUAACUAUAAUAUCUAAGUUAAUGUGUAAGAGUAAUUCGCUUCCUUUUGAAAUUGUGUAUGACAUAGAUGAUUACUUAUUCCAACUUGGUGGAAAGAGGCAUGGAAUUUCUGAGAAGAGGCUUGCGAAUGAGUUAAAUAUUUCUUCUUAUCUUAUUCAAGUGGCUAAGGAGUUUUCAUGUGCUAAAGUGCUAGAAUGUGAUCUUUGUUAUGUUAUGGGGAGUCAUUCUUCAAGUCAUGUUCAUUGUAAGCUUGUAAAAGUAUUUGUUUCUAGUAAAGAGGAUAUGCAUGAUUGUUGUAAUACUGGUGAUCAAAUACUCUUUCAUGUAGAGGAAUCCACGAGAUGUCUUGGAGCUCCAAAUUCGCACAAAAAUGAUGAACAAAUGACUGAAAAUCACGAAGGGGCCUUUUUAUACAUUCUGCCCAGCCCUUUCGCACCUGUGAUCCCAUAA